AUGACCGAUGUCCCACAAUUGGGAAGAAUAGUCCUUAACAGCUGCCAUCCUAAUGCAUCAGAAGAUAUGCGGAGGAGAAUAUUACCUAGGUUACAUCAAGACGAUGUAGCUGAUAUUCUCUCAUUAGACGAUCUUCUCAUCAUAUAUGGAAACAACUUGUGCGAGAAGUACAAGGAGCAGCAUCUUGCCUUAAUGAUAAAGAGCCGCUUAAGAUUGAUGACACGCGUCUACAUUGCAGCGAAAGCAAUUAAUUACACCAUCUUAGACUUGAAGUCUAUGAUAAAUCCACAGAUGUAUAAAACGUUUAUUCAAGCAAUUCACAAAGUUGCUGAAUUUGAUGAGGAAACGGAUCGAUAUAAAAAACCGAAUGUCGCUAGCAGCAUCCGAACUUUGAUGAAAGAUAUUGUCGACAUCUUCAUAAAUAAGUGCAUAAUGACCAUGGAGGAUAAAAAACAAAAAACGGCAGGAAAUUUUCUACACUUGCAUUCCAAGCUCUUCCGAAUAAGAGUUAAUAACACAGCGAAAAAUUCGAAAAUCGAAUUAAAUAGAAGAAAAAUUAUUCAGCUUCCAAGCCUCCAUGACAUAAAAACAUUGCUGCAGUAUACGAAAAGCUUAAGACAUAGCGCCCUCAAGAAAUCGGACGCACAUGGGUUUUCGUACCCUGUCUUUAAAGUGCUUGCGGAGACAUGCCUUCUGGGCAUGAUGAUUUUUAAUCAACGAAGACCAGGAGAAAUGCAGAUGGUGGAAGUUCAGGAUUUUAAACUGCAUUCGACAAUCGAUGAGCGCACAAAUAAAGAGCUGUUCCAAUCGAUGAGCAAACAAGCACGAAAAGCUCUCGUGCAAUAUGUGCGCUUUUCCAUCAGGGGAAAAUUAAAUCGACCUGUUACAGUUGUACUCUGCCAGGAUUUACUCCACUCCGCGAAAACUAUCCUUCAUCAUAGAGAAGAAGCAAACAUACCGGCAAGCAAUAAGUAUAUUUUUGAGCUUCCGAGUCAGGAUGCGAAAAAGGACAAGCUUCUCGAUGCUUGUCACUUGAUGAGGAAGUAUAGCAAAGCAUGCGGAGCGAAAGAGCCUCAUCUUUUAAGGGCAAAAAAAUUAAGGAAACAUAUCGCAACAACAUGUCUUCAGCUGAAGGUUACGGCGAUGGCGAUGACGAAGACGAGUUUAUUGAGAAAGAACGCGAUAGUGAUCAAGACUCGCUUGUUGACGAAGCAGGUGUCGCACCAGAUGAAGGUUUGGAGAGGGAGGAUUCAUAAAUAG
Messenger RNA from Belonocnema kinseyi, 1260 nucleotides. RefSeq lists its product as uncharacterized. The record is from RefSeq and is a predicted model, not a curated record. The coding region runs from base 1 to 1260 and encodes 419 amino acids. The transcript has a single exon. NCBI's taxonomy places the organism in Eukaryota, Metazoa, Arthropoda, Insecta, Hymenoptera, Cynipidae.